GUUAUCAUUUUUUUAAUAAUGUUUUUUGUAAUUGUGUCAUUAAUUUUACUGGUAAGUUAUUUUAUCUUAAAUUACUGUCAUCGACGAUCUUCUAUUAAAACGGAAAACAUUCUGCCUGGUCCAAAAGCAUUUCCUCUUAUUGGAAGUGCUUAUUAUUUUCUUCGGCGGAGUUCUGAUGAAUUUUUAAAUGUUAUGAUAAAAUUGAUAAAUAAUUAUCCAUCCCCAUUUAAACUUUUAAUGGGGAACAAAUUAUUUAUUGUAAUACAUAAGGCAAAACAAAUUCAGGAAAUUUUAGAAAACAAUAAAAUUGUAGAGAAAAAUAUACUAUAUAAAUUUAUUGAACCAGUAUUCGGUAAAGGAUUGCUCACAGCACCCGAAUUAAUAUGGAUUAAAAAUCGAAAAAUAAUAGCACCGAAUUUUAGUACAAUUGCAUUACAAAAGUUUUUUUAUGUAUUUGUGGAACAAUCUUUGAUACUGACAGAUCAAUUAGAAAAAAUUGGACUAAAUAGGAAGAAAAUCAUACUUCACAAUCAUAUAGCUAAAUAUGCUCUGAGUACUGCCUGUAGCACAAUGACGGAUAUCAAAAUGGAAUUUCUAUCCGAUGAAAUCAAUCAAUGUCUCGAAGUAAUUGCGAGCUUGAGAAAUACUUUUAAGUCCAGAGUUCGAAAUCCGUUCUUAUAUUUUGAUUUGAUAUUCAAUCUCACUGCUGUGGGACGAGAACAGCGAAAGGCUAUAAACUUCUUACAUUCUUUUAUAAAUAAAAUAAUACAACAGCACAUGUAUGCAUUAAAUGAAGAAGAUACCAACUGCACAGAAUACCAACAGAAUACAACUCAUAAAACACUUCUACAGAUUUUAUUAUCUCAUAAGUACCCGCAAGAGAUGAUACAUGAUAAUCUAAUUACAAUGAUAUUAGCGGGUUUCGACACAACAGCUGUUACGAUAGAUUUUGCAAUCUUUAUGUUAGCAAAUUUUCCAUCAAUACAAGAAAAAGUAUAUCAAGAAUUAUGGCAAAUUUACGAGACGAAAACUCCAAAAUCUGCCCCAAUUAAAUACGAAGAUUUACAACAUAUGGAUUACUUAGAUCGUGUCAUUAAAGAAACUAUGAGAUUAUUUCCUGCUGUUCCUUUAAUUGGGCGAUAUCUAACAGAGGAUGUAAAAAUAGGAGAGUUUAUUUUGCCAAAGGGCACUGAGGUUUUUUUGGCAAUAUUGACUCUACACCGAAAUGAAAAGUAUUGGCCCAAUCCGUUGAUAUUUGAUCCAGACAGAUUCCUUCCUGAGAAAGGAACAUCUAAUAAAUAUUACAUGCCGUUUAGUUCUGGACGCAGAAAUUGUAUAGGUAUGAAAUAUGCAAUGAUUUCAAUGAAAGUUAUCUUAGCAAUUUUGAUAAGAACAUUUGUAUUCAAAGUAGAGAAAAUUACUCAGAUAGAUGCAAUAAAAUUAGAUAUGGAUAUAACACUACACAAUAUUGAACCUAUGGAAGUCAUUAUAAAAAGACGAGAAUUACAUUAAAAUAAUGUAAGAAUAUGUUAAUAAACAUGGUUUCGAGAUAUUCGAGUGUGAAAGUUAAAAUGGGAUACCUUGUAUAUAUAUGCACAAUUAUAUUAUUAUAUACAACCUAAUAUGUUUCAAUAGAAAAAGAAACUUAAUAUUUUUUGUAUAAUGUGUUGUUUCUGCAUAGUAUACAUAGUAUAGCAUAAUGAACGGAGGGUAACCUAAAGUUAAGCCACAAUUUAUUCAUAACGUGAUUGAAAUUAAAUGUAAGUGUCAAUAUUAACAUCAUAAAUGAAUGAAAUAAAAUACA
Camponotus floridanus (Florida carpenter ant) is the source of this 1804-nucleotide messenger RNA. RefSeq names its product cytochrome P450 4V2. Bases 19 to 1512 code for a protein of 497 amino acids. The transcript is spliced from 12 exons. NCBI's taxonomy places the organism in Eukaryota, Metazoa, Arthropoda, Insecta, Hymenoptera, Formicidae. The record is from RefSeq and is a predicted model, not a curated record. Gene Ontology annotation, molecular function: oxidoreductase activity, acting on paired donors, with incorporation or reduction of molecular oxygen; iron ion binding; heme binding.